Molecule: messenger RNA, 527 nt
Organism: Solanum stenotomum
Lineage: Eukaryota; Viridiplantae; Streptophyta; Magnoliopsida; Solanales; Solanaceae
Exons: 1
Coding region: 76-498 (140 amino acids)
Source: RefSeq, a predicted model, not a curated record
UGCAAUUCCAGCUCCCACUGCUACUCCUAUGACCACCGACACAAUGGAAAAGAGAAAAAUCCAGAGGUGAAUUACAUGAACCAAAAUCAAAGUCCCCAAAUUCACAAAAAACUCGAAGAUCCAAAAAUGGAUGACUUGAGAUGCAAGUCAUAUAACGAUUCCAGAGGACAAGUCGAAAGCUACAGUUAUUCUACUGAUUUUGGUAACGGUUACAGCGAACCCAGUUCAAACCCAAGUGGGUUUCGAUGUUAUAGUGCUUCAUAUGCAUCGAAUAACACUCAGAUGGAGUUGUCCAAGGAAGUGAAGUUUAAGAAAGGGAAGUCAAGUAAUGGGUCAGUUUCUAAGAGCUGGAGUUUCAAUGAUCCAGAUUUGCAGAGGAAGAAGAGAGUGGCUAGUUAUAAGGUUUACACGGUUGAAGGAAAGGUUAAGGGAUCCAUAAAGAAGAGUUUUCGUUGGAUUAAAGAAAGGUGUACCAAAGUAGUCAAUGGCUGGACCUGAUCUAGAAUUUUCAAGUAUGUUACAGUUAG